Molecule: messenger RNA, 2319 nt
Organism: Hymenoscyphus albidus
Lineage: Eukaryota; Fungi; Ascomycota; Leotiomycetes; Helotiales; Helotiaceae
Source: the annotation of a GenBank genome assembly
CGAAACUCCCCCUUCCAAGUCAAAUUUCUUUCUCGCUUCACAGUAACCAUACCGAGGUUUAUCAGCCUCUGCACAUCAAUGUUGGUAAUUCGAGAUUCGUGGUUUAGUAAGGUGGUUCUGGCCUCUUAUUCGCUCAUGUUCAUCAAGUGACACGAUACACUAGAUCGGAUUUCGUCAGAUCUGCAUUCAACUGCAGGAUAUGCAAAAGAUGUGUUCCUGGAAUAAUUUCACGAUCUUUGUACUUAAGCUCGGCUUUCCUGAGAAAAGGCCGAGGAGUGCUCAGCUUCUUCCUCUACGUGCUUGACCAUUACUUUAGGCUGCAAAAUUCCUUGUUGCAAUCUUUCAUAUCAAGAGAAAAAGGCGUACCAAAUUGACGAACUAUGUUUGGCUCCUCGAGGUACUUUGGCCUCAGAGGCCAGAGAUUGAAUCUCGCCGUCGGCAUAAUUGCUGGCGUGGAUUUCUUGUGAGGAAGAAACAUGAAACUUUGUUCAGUCUCAUUCGCUAACAGACAACAGUCUCUUUGGAUAUGAUCAAGGUGUGAUGGGAGGACUGUUGACACUCGGAAGUUGGGUAAGUUGCAAAAUGCAGGUAUUUUGAAGCGACGUUCAACUCUAACAUUUACAGGUAAAACAAUUCCCAGAAAUAGACUCAAUCAACAACCAGGACAGCCCCAAUUACAACCAUAUCAGUACCAUCCAAGGAAUCACAGUAGCCUCCUACAACAUUGGUUGUUUCCUGGGAGCGAUCCUCACAAUAUUUAUCGGUGAUAUACUUGGAAGGAGGAAGAUGAUAUUUCUUGGCUCGGCUAUUAUGGUUGUGGGCGCAGCGUUGCAAACUUCAGCAUACAGUCUUCCACACUUGAUCAUUGGCAGGAUUGUUACUGGCUUUGGAAAUGGGAUGAAUACCUCCACUGUGCCUACAUGGGCCUCGGAGACUUCCAAAUCUCAUAAGCGAGGGAAGAUGGUUAUGAUCGAAGGUGCUAUGAUCACUGGCGGCAUUGCUACAUCUUAUUGGGUGAGAGAGCCUGUCUUUUCUGAUCCCCUUACGAGUACAUCUACUAAUCGUGCUAUUCAUAUGAUAGAUUGACUUUGCAUUCUCGUUUUUGGAACCAAAUCCAGUGGCAUGGCGAUUUCCUAUCGCGUUCCAAAUAUUCUUCGCGCUUAUAUUAUUGGUUUUCAUCAUGGAAUUGCCCGAAUCACCCCGAGUGAGUUCUCGGACUGCUACCGUAUAGGAUGUUGUUGUUUCACGACUAACUUUAGCAGUGGCUCAUUCUCAAAGGCAACGAACACGAAGCUCUCUCUGUGAUCGCAGCCUUAGAAGACCUGCCAAGCGACGACCACAUUGUACAAACAGAAUUCGCCGAGAUCAAAGACACCGUCAUAGAAAUGAAGGCCUACGGCUGGAGAGAUCUUUUCUCCAUGGGCCCAGAGAAGAACUUCCAUCGUGUCGUGCUAGGGUAUGUGAACCAAGUAUUUCAACAGGCAUCGGGAAUCAAUCUUAUCACAUACUACGCACCUACCAUCUACAAACAAUAUAUCGGGCUCGAGGGUAUCACCCCUAGUAUUCUUGCUGCGGCAAACGGAACUGAAUACUUCAUCGCUUCAUGGUUCGCUGUGUAUACUAUCGAGAAGUUUGGGCGUCGUCAACUCAUGCUUUUUGGAGCGGCAGGUCAGGCGGGUUCAAUGGCUCUGCUUGCGGCCAUGACCUACCUAUCUGGUGUCGGCAUAGGUGGUUCAGUACCAGGAAUCUUGUCUGCUCUCCUGCUAUUUGUUUUCAACACCUUCUUUGCAAUUGGUUGGCUAGGUAUGUAUUCCACUUUCCCAACCCAAACUCCUGCUUACACACUCUCCAGCUAUACCAUGGCUCUACCCCGCGGAAAUCGUCCCUCUCAAAAUUCGCGCACCAGCAAACGGUCUCUCUACGAGCGCCAACUGGGCAUUCAAUUUCAUGGUCGUAAUGAUAACCCCCGUCUGCUUCUCCUCGAUAGGCUAUCAAACAUACAUCAUCUUCGCCGUCAUCAACGCCUUCAUAUUCCCGGUCAUCUACUUCAUAUACCCCGAAACCGCGCUGCGAUCACUUGAAGAAAUCGAUAACAUCUUCCGGAAAACUAAGGCUGGGUGGAGAGGCUGGUUCGAUGUUGUUUCUGUGGCGCGUCUGGAACCGCAUCGGUAUGGCAAGAAUGGUGAGCUUUUGAUGGAUUAUAAUGGCGAGGAACAUUUUGGUGCUAGGAGGGAUGAGAGUGAGGAGAAGGAUAAAGCUCAUAGUCGGGGUAUUGAGGAUAUUGCUGUGGAGGGGGAGGGUAGGGAUGUGGAGAAAAGG